Molecule: messenger RNA, 1302 nt
Organism: Colletotrichum navitas
Lineage: Eukaryota; Fungi; Ascomycota; Sordariomycetes; Glomerellales; Glomerellaceae
Exons: 2
Coding region: 1-1302 (433 amino acids)
Source: RefSeq, a predicted model, not a curated record
AUGGUCGCCGGCGACGCGACACCCUCUCCCAAGAAACACAAAAGAGGCAGCUCCGCUCGCGACAGUAUCGACGGCAAUGACACGGAACUCGCCUUCCCUCGCGACGUCGAUCUGGACCAAACCCCGACGAGGUACUCCAACGCCGCUCUAUACACAAGCUUCCGACCCAGAGCCUCUCGUUCCACCUCGAGAUCCCCCACGAAAUCGCGAUCGACCAGUGGCUUUUCAGAUCGGCAGUCGAACGCCUCUUCCUCUGCCCGGCGCAAGUUCAUAGAGCUCCCUCUGAAGGAAGAAGGCAUCGUCAAGCGCGAGCUUUCAGACGCACUAACCGAUCAAGAUGCGCCGGCCGCCAUACGAAGCAUGCUUCAAAAGAUCCGGUCGCUCGAGCGAUGCCGCGGCGUUCUCUGCCAAUCCCGCCGCGACGACCCUUCUUUUACGCCGCUAAUGCGCGAUGCCGACCUUGACGACGCCGUCUAUGCCGUCUCAAAAGACCAUCCAGCGAGUCGACUGACAGCAGCCAACGCGCAAGAGAUAGUUGCAGACGCCCGACGGUGCUUCCUCAUGGACCACGACGAGACGGUCUGGAACGCCGACGUCCACAACAUGCUACUCCGGAUGGUUUUGCGUCCUGCCACUGGCCGACAGGCAAGGCUAGGGGACUUCAGCCUUUGCACAACUGCAUCCGUCAUCAAGGACUACCUACCCGAGGGCGAAGCCGAAAAGAAGGUCGACUUUUGCAUGUAUAUCAACCCCUCGGCCGAUCCUGAUGUCGGUUUGCAGAGCAAGAUUGACGCCUUGCGACGGGCGUUGCCCGAAACAAGUCUCAAUCACACCUCGUACGUCGCGCUCUGUCCAUUUCCGAUCUCGGUGAGCCUAGAGACUAAGAGGCCUGGACACGAUUUGAACGGCGCCGUCUUGCAGAUCGGCAUAUGGCAGGCGACGCACUGGAAGAUGCUACGCCGGCUCCUCAGCUGGACCGCACCAGAACGACUGCGAAAACAGGGUAGGGUGUCAGCCUCGCCAGAGGAUGUAGGCGCACUUGUCAACGAUGAGUUGGCAAAGCUGGGUGCCCUGCAUGGAGUCCUCAUCCAGGGCCACGACUGGUCCUAUGUCGCCACGUCUCCAGAAUCCCUUGACAGCCUUAACGCCCACUCGCUUAAGACAGUUCUCUGGUUGCAAAAGUCUUUCGGCCAAACUAGCACAGAACUAGGUGUACACCAGGUCGCAGCAUUCCUAGAGCAACUGAAUACGUGGUCCACCCAGGUCUACUGGCCGUGGUUCAAACGGUGUUUCCUCGAAUGA